Molecule: messenger RNA, 1570 nt
Organism: Centruroides sculpturatus (bark scorpion)
Lineage: Eukaryota; Metazoa; Arthropoda; Arachnida; Scorpiones; Buthidae
Product: serine/threonine-protein kinase haspin-like
Exons: 11
Coding region: 99-1505 (468 amino acids)
Biological process (GO): mitotic cell cycle; protein phosphorylation; intracellular signal transduction
Cellular component (GO): cytoplasm; nucleus
Molecular function (GO): histone H3T3 kinase activity; ATP binding
Source: RefSeq, a predicted model, not a curated record
AAGAAAAUGCUAAUUAUUGCGUACAGUAUUUGAAUAAUUAUUGUAACAAAAUGUAUAAAACCUGUUUCUAAAUUCUCAAUAAUUUACAAUUCUUCGUAAUGAAUUCCUACCAAGAAAUAAGAUUUUUAAAGAAAAAACAAGACAUUUUAUACCGAUAUAAAGAAAAAAAUAGCAAUUUAAUUCGUUUUUAUAUCUUAAUAUGCCACGUACAAAUUCAAAUAUACAUAAUGAAAAUCAAAUGGAUAAUGAAACGUUACUUGAAAAGAAAUGGAUUUGAUCAAAUAAAUUCAUCUCGAAAGCAAGAAUGUGAUAAUAAUAAAUCAUCUCGGACAAAGAUUAUGUCGAGAAUGAACAAUACAAAUUCUCAUAUACAGACGUUAAUUCUUAUGCAAUCUGAACGACAGCAGUUUCAAGCAGAAUAUUGGAUGGUUUUAAAUUUAUGUGGACAAUCGACACCUUUGAGUUUCCAAGAUUUAUUACCCGGAAAAAGUCUUGGAGAAUGGAGGAAAAUAGCAGGUGGAGCUUAUGGAGAUGUUUUCGGAUUAUACAAUGAAAACAGACCUAUUAAAGUCUUAAAAAUUGUUCCUGUUAAUGGAAAUAAUGAUUACUUUGGCCAAAGACAAGAAACACUAACAAAUGUACAUCCGGAAAUAGUGGCUUCGUUAAAUUUAUGCAGUUUGUCAAAAAACGAAACAAACAGAACUUCCGGUUUUGCGCAAGUCAAAAGUGUAUAUUUUAUUCGAGGAAAAUUUCCGGAUGAACUCCGCAAAGCUUAUAAAAACUUUCACUUGGGUAGAAAAAUGCCGGAUUUUUAUUCAGCGCAAGUGUCGCAUAGACAAUUAUAUAUCGUUUAUGACAUGGAAUACGGAGGAUAUCCUUUAUUAAAAUCGCUCCAAAUAAGGCCUUGUCAAGCCGUCAGUAUUUUUCGUCAAGUGGCAUUUAGUUUGGCUGUUGCAGAAACAGAAUUAGAAUUCGAACACCGAGAUUUACACCUUUGUAAUAUUUUAAUCAAGCCAACACGUGCGAAAUCUUUAACAUAUUUUAUUUCUGGAAAGAAUUUUGAAAUACCGACUGUUGGCAUAUUGGCUACGAUAAUCGAUUUUACAUUCAGUCGAUUAAAGAAAGGAGAAGUUAUAUUAUUUAGAAAUCUGAAUGAAUUUAAAUUCAAAGGGGAAACUUUACAACACAAAAUAUACAGAGCUUCUAAGAAAAUAAUAAAUAAUAAAUGGGAAGAAUACAAUCCUUAUACCAAUAUUUUAUGGCUGUACUUUCUGAUUUCCAAUAUGAUAAACCAUUUAAAGGAGUGCAUGGAUAUGUUCACCAAUGAAAAGAGUAAAACAGCUUUCAGACAAUUAAUAACUUGGAAAUAUUCCAUAUUAAAAUAUUCAUCAGCCACUCAUUUCGUUUUGGGUUCUCAAGAUUAUACAGUAUCUGAUAAUUAUGAAAAUAUCAAAGAUCUAUUGAAAUCUUCUUUAUCAAAUUGUUCUUGUUUUUUCAUACCUUAAAGUUUUUCUUAUUUUUUUUAUGUUCUUAAAAUCAAUUAGUAAAAAAAAUUGAAAAUAAAAUUAAA